AUGGCCGAGAAUGUGUCCCGGCCUGUCUCCCUCUCCAGCACAGCAGACACAACCAAGACGGACAACCCAUCCAUCUCCACUGCACUGCAUGCAUCUAGCCUCUUGACGUUCCCCGCGGAUCCGAUCGACAACGAGAGCUACAACGACCUCGACCUCGACCUCGACCUCGCCCGCGACGCCGCAAGCCAACGAAAACUAGCCCCUGCCCAGUUGUGA
This is a messenger RNA of Diaporthe amygdali, 216 nucleotides long. RefSeq lists its product as uncharacterized. The record is from RefSeq and is a predicted model, not a curated record. Bases 1 to 216 code for a protein of 71 amino acids. Lineage: Eukaryota; Fungi; Ascomycota; Sordariomycetes; Diaporthales; Diaporthaceae. The transcript has 2 exons.